GUUAGUUUAUCCUGAUUUUCUGGACCGGCAGGGAUUGUUGUUGCAGGUUGAAGUCCACCGGCAAGUCUGCAGUCUUUAAGAUAGUACAAUUUACGAUGGAUGACAUUACCGAGAAGUUUUGUAAAGCGUCUACUCUAGUACCAGUAGGGCUGUCAGCUGCAGCUUUAGGAACGUUUAUGUUUCUCAAACGAUUCGGGAUACUUUAUCAGCUCUUUCACAAGGUUGACAAAAACAUCAAACGGAAUGGUGGUGAUGUAGUUGGGGAUGUUUUAAAGGCUCAUGGAGUGAAGUAUGUGUUUACUUUGGUUGGAGGACACAUAUCUCCAAUACUAGUGGCCUGUGAAAAAAUUGGAAUCCGUGUGGUGGACACUAGACAUGAGGUUACAGCUGUAUUUGCUGCCGAUGCUGUGGCCAGAAUGUCGGGGACAGUGGGUGUGGCUGCUGUCACUGCAGGACCAGGACUUACCAACACUGUGACAGCUGUGAAGAAUGCUCAGAUGGCAGAGUCUCCAGUACUGUUGAUAGGUGGGGCUGCUGCGACACUUCUCAAGGGAAGGGGAGCACUACAGGAUAUUGACCAGAUGUCACUGUUCAAGCCGCUGUGUAAAUACUGUGCAACUGUUACUAAAAUCAGGGACAUUGCUCCCACACUACAGAAAGCUCUACAGAUAGCCCAGUCUGGAACUCCAGGGCCAGUGUUUGUGGAGUUUCCUAUUGACAGUCUGUACCCAUACCAGACUGUCAGUAAGGAGAUUGGCAUCAAGGAGAAGGGAAGACUUAGUCUGAUGCAGAAAAUCACAAACUGGUAUCUGUCUAACUACUUGACUAAUCUGUUUGCUGGAGCAUUUGAGGAAAGAGAUAUGAGUCCAUUGGCAACUGACAUCAAGAAACCAACUUCUUCACAAGUCCAGAAAGGCAUAGAACUACUUUCAAAGGCAAAGAAACCUGUGAUUCUGAUUGGAAGUCAAGCUACACUUCCCCCAGUUCCAGUUGAGGAACUGAGGAAGGCACUGGAGGACAUAGGUGUACCUUGUUUCCUUGGUGGUAUGGCCAGAGGACUUCUGGGUAAACACAGCUCCAUACAGGCGAGACAGAAACGGGGCGAGGCACUCAAAGAGGCUGAUGUUGUUAUCAUGGCAGGUUCUGUGGCAGAUUUUAGGUUGGGAUAUGGCAGGGUGCUGAGCAGGAAGUCCAAGAUAAUUGCCAUCAACAGGAGUAAGGAGCAGCUAUAUAAAAACUCUGACAUGUUCUGGAAGCCGACAGUGGCUGUGGAGGCAGACGCAGCAAGCUACAUUGUGGAGGUUGCCCGAGGACUGAAGGGAUACAAGUGUGACCAGGAAUGGCUACAUCAACUAAAGGACAAGGACACUGUCAAGGAAAAAGCUAACCUGGAGAAAGCAAAGGAAGUAACCGAUGUGCACCUUAAUCCACUAAAGGUCCUCCACGUCACUGAGGAAGUGAUGGGAGACAACACUGUGAUGGUGGCUGAUGGUGGAGAUUUUGUCGCUACUGCCUCGUACAUUCUAAGGCCUAGGGGACCUCUUCACUGGCUUGAUCCUGGUGCAUUUGGAACUCUAGGAGUUGGAGGUGGUUUCGCAUUGGGAGCCAAAUUGUGUCGUCCUGACUGUGAUGUGUGGAUUAUUUACGGUGAUGGUUCCCUUGGUUACAGUGUGGCCGAGUUUGAUACCUUUACAAGGCACAAGUUGCCGGUGAUUGCCUUGGUUGGGAAUGAUGCUGGCUGGACACAGAUUGAGCGAGAACAGGAACCUAUGUUUGGUAGCAGUGUGGCUUGUAAACUGGCUUUCACCGAUUAUGAAAAAGUUGCCAUUGGAUACGGUGGAAAGGGCAUGCGAUUGGACAGAUCAAAUGAGGAGAAAAUUAAGGAAGUACUGGAGGACGCUGUGAAACAGAGUCGGGAUGGACACAGUGUAUUAGUUAAUGCUCUGAUAGGAAAGACCAACUUCAGGGAGGGCAGUAUUUCUGUGUAACACUUCAGAUGGACACAUCUAUCUCAGGGAUUCAAGUUCUACUCUCAAUAUAUAAACAUUUUUCGGUACCUUUAUAAGAUGCCAAUGCAGAAUCGAAGGCUUGGGGUUGGCCAUUUUAUUAGUAUUUGGCAAACUAAUGUCCAGUCAAUUGACUGACACAUGUCCUUUGCAGUUUACAAGGGUGCUAGACCAGAGGUGACAUUGAUUCUGCCACUUACACACCUUCCCUUUGUUUCUGUAUCAGAGGAUCACACCAGGGAUAACUCUGGAGGGGACCAUGGGGCCAUUUGCCCCAUAUUUUCCAAAAUGGCCCACAAAACUCACAAUUUCUGAAAUCUUGUCAAAAUGGCCAAUGAUUUUUGGUUCCAGGGUGAACCCAGCACAUGAUUGUGUAAAAUUAUGCUUUUGUUAAAAUUUCCACAUAAAUAAAUUUGUAUCAUCUGUAAGGUAAUGCAUACAGAGAUUCCAUAUUACCUUUUCCAGGUUGGCAGAGAUGAUAAUUACCAGGUACAUGUAUAUUGAGAGCAGAUCCCUUGAAUUUUGGAGAUACAAGUCUGUGAUGACACACCAACUCUCUAUAUGGAGCUGAAAACAUUCCUGUGAUAUUCAUUCUAAACAUUUUUAUAUAGCAAGAUUAGCAAAAUAUUUGUUUCCCUACAUUAAGGCAAGAAAUAAAAUUUCAGCAACACUAGUCUUUUGGGCAAGUUCAUGUUAAAAAAAAAGAAUGGGCAAAAAGUUGAACCAUUAUAUUGUUGUCC
This is a messenger RNA of Pecten maximus, 2746 nucleotides long. RefSeq names its product acetolactate synthase-like protein. Gene Ontology annotation, biological process: L-valine biosynthetic process. The record is from RefSeq and is a predicted model, not a curated record. Gene Ontology annotation, cellular component: acetolactate synthase complex. Gene Ontology annotation, molecular function: flavin adenine dinucleotide binding; magnesium ion binding; acetolactate synthase activity. Lineage: Eukaryota; Metazoa; Mollusca; Bivalvia; Pectinida; Pectinidae. Bases 96 to 1988 code for a protein of 630 amino acids. The transcript has 16 exons.